UGUUUUGACAGAUAGGCUACAGGCUUUCCUUUUGUCUGUGAAUAGACAUGUAACGAUCGAUCUAGCAUGAAGGACGAUGUUCACAGUCCACCACAACGCUGAACUAUGGUGUAGAGGAGGAACCCAGGCCUUUUCCUGUCGCAUUACGACUUGAAGAAAUUAGCACAGCUACAAAUGUACAGUUGUGAUGAAUGGAGAGACGUGCCGGGUUCUGCCAAGAGAUGGGAGGCGCUUUUCAAUCGAUGGCUUUAAUUACCGUCAAUGGUGCCUUUGCUCACCGCAGUCCUAAACCAACCAGCUCAACCAAUCGUUCAUAACAAUGAGUGAAAUUUGUUGCAGGAAUUCUUCCGCACUCAUUUGGCAAUGAACGCCACGGUGUAAAGUCACGUGAGGUGCACGCGCUCCUCGGGAUCGCUGGACGUGUCGUCUGCUCCGUCCUCGUUUUACAGAUCAUUGCACGAAUACAGAUAAAAAAGGAAUCGAAAUCUCCUCCAAAUAUUUUGUGACACUCUUUAAAUGACAAUUGGCGAUUUGGUUGUAGAAUACUGGAUGACAGGAUGUCAAAAACAAACCUAUCAACGUGUUCCUGUUAAGUAUUGGCGAUACCAGGAUCAUCGAAAAUCGAACAACCUACUCCAUAUCCAUCAACAGAAGUAGUCCCAGCGAUACCGUCACCUUACAACAAGGAGGUAUAAGUUUAAACAGACAGACAGCUGGAGAGAAGGUUAGCCCGUAAUUCAUCAAUAUGCCAUUAUAGCUACCAUUAAAAGUCGGAUCAAAAGCGCAAAGGACGGCUCGAAGAUCUGCUUCUGGACGCACUUCUAGUCUUUAACUGCAGCUGAACGAAACACACACCUGUGUAAGGACCGCUAAUCCUCAAUCAUCUCCUAAAUCUCUGCCGGGGUUUCUGUCUCAUCUUCCAUUCAUUGGCAGGCUGGCGUGGCCCGGGAGUUCCGCAGAGAUUGGUGACAGAGAGUCUGGUCAUGAGAGUGUUUACCUUGCAGACUGGUCGGAAGUAUCUCUCACGUAACUACCGCUGUUGGAGGAGCUCCAUUGUGUUUGUCAGUAGAACCCAAGCAUAACUUUAUCAAUUUCCUGAAGCAAGGCUGAAAGUCCUGUACGAUCGGAUCCCAGAGUAGAUGUAAAUAUGGACAGACAUGAGGAACGUAACCUUACAGACGUCACAUGACCAUUACGGCGAGAUAUGAUUGGUCGACAGAAACCUAAACGUCAACGCCGCACAAAGGACACGUAAUAAACGGGAGAUUUGUAAGGGUUCCAUGACGCCAUGCUGUAAAUUAUGGAACGGACAAGCUGACUAUUGCAUGCUCAGAAAUCAUUGGACUUAUUGCGAGACAAAAAGUGGGAAACAUAAAGACUGACGUCUGCUCUCUGCGCAGCAGACGACAAUAAAGAAGACAAAUAGAGAUUUUACGAGGACAGUGACAGAUCGAAUCUUGCAAAAGGGAAUUUAAAAUGCAAACUUUCUGACAGACGAAAACUUCAGCUUGUUUGCCGACCUGGAAGUUUUGAUAUUAGCUGGCGGUGUCAAUUCAAAGGAACGUGAUUGUUGAUUUAAAUGUCCAGAUGUAGCAGACAACGAUUUCAAUAAGAAACCAACAUACGCAGUAGUAUUUCAUCCCGCUCAGAACGUCUACAUCGUCUUUGAAGUUGCUCUUGGUUCCCCAGCAGAACAUAGAGCAAACAAUAUUCGUUUAACUUUAUCACUCACAAAAGGUCAAUGAGCUUCAGCGGCAGAUGUCAUUUAAGUAAAGCCAGUUAAGCCGGUGCGGUAAUACGCGUUGUACAAGCUUUCCAGACUCCAGAUAUUUGAUAUAGAGAAGCUCUUAAGAUGAAUAUGGUACAGAAAAGCCUAAAAGCCUUAUAAGUGGAAGCUUAAGAAGAUUCAUGCUUUUCAUCCCGUGACGGUUGAUUUAUGGCUUUCUGAUGGACUUGAACGACUUGAAACUGAUACAAGCACCCAUUGCAAAGUGCCCGUGAGACUUGACGAAAGCGAUAUACUUCAGUUAAAUAGUAUUAGUAAUCAGACCGACGAUAUUAUUGUUCAAGUGUUUUACGUCUUCUCGAGUUUUAUCCAGCCGAUUAUAAUGACAAUUGUCCAAUCUCAAACAUAACUACACAUAUUGAGGAACCGGCUGAUGUUCUUGGUCGUUCUAUUGGUAUUCGCUAUAGCAGAGAGACAUCUCUUAAUAUUGUCUCCUCGCUUACGUUUAGUUUCAAGAAUUUGUUCGUCUUAAUUCUUCUAUUCUGAGUCAUACGCUAUUGCGACGUUCGAUCAUUGAAAAAUGAACGAAGUGGAACCCAACGUCGUGAAAACCAAUAUUCCCCGUGUGUGAUACGCCUGGAGAUUGAACAGGUGUUUAUUGCAAACAGGGAUCUCAGACAUUACACGUUUUUUAAAUGAAACCGAUUUAGCCCACUAUUAUCUUGUACACGUGGAACCUAAAGGAAGCGAAGUGUUAGGAGACGCAGGAAUGGUAAUCUUUAGAUAUAAACAUAAUAACAAGAUUGUGUUCCCCACAGACAAAUUGACCGUGUAGAGAUAGAACCGUAAACCAGCAUGACUGAUGGUUGUGAAUGGAAUCCUGCUAUUGCAUGAUUAAGGAAUAAUCGGCUUAAUUCCAUCUUUAGUGUGUAUGAUCAAAUGAAAUUGAUUUCCUAAACCACGUCUGUUGUUUUACAUACAGACUCGCAUCGUUGCCGUUCAAGCGUCAUAUUUCAGUCUCUUAGCAGCCUCGUUGGCAAUGGCUUGUAAUUUUGGUCUCAUUUGGCUUUGUUUGGGCUUGAGUCGGACGCUGUGAAAUCUCCGUGGAGCUGGCUGCACGUUGUGGGGAAAACGCCCAUGUGGGGCUUUAAACCUGAUUACUGUAGCCAAACAUGAUUAUUGGUUUAGCACGAAGCCAUGCGCUUGAUCUUAGACAGAUACAGACGAAUUAAACUACGCUCACCUCCCUGGACAUACAGCGCUACAGACUCACUUCCUCAGCGUAAACAUAAUGUCUCAAAGGGAUUAUUCCAUUUAGGUUUUGGACAGUUUUCAGUUUGAAUAUUAUGUAAUGAAUAAUUGACUGGUUGGAGUUCAUGCAUGUGACUAACAUCUGUUGCUGUUCGGGCGCGACAGAAACGUUUUCAUCAAGAGAUAUCGUUGUGGAAGUAACUGCUAGUUUGGCAUUUGGGCGUGAUAGGUCCAGAGGGACUUAGCUAUAUCGGCUGCAAGCGCUGCUAACUUAAUGAACGCGUGGCUGUGAUGUGACCAUAUCGAUAGAUACGGAGCUAUGGAAUAUAAUGUUACUUCUACCGCUUCCAAUUUAACCGACUGGGCUGUGGGCAACAUUUCCACCACAGGGAUGUCCUCUUCUACCAUGUCGGCGAUGUGGACGUCAGAGACGCGACAACCGGCAACAGAGACGACAUCCGCAGCACCGGAGACGACAUCUUUUGUGACAGAUACUUGGACGAACGCAGUAACGGACUUGUGGACAAGUGACGUUUCGUCGGAAAGUGUGUCGUCUGCUUUGUCUUCCGAACUGACGUCUGCUAAUUGGAUAAGGGAAACAACGUCUGCCGCGACCAGUUACUUCACUGAAACGAUCACAUACGUUGACAACGACACAGCUGGCUACAAUCGGACGACAUCUCCUGUGAUAGACUUUGUGACUACAGCCACCACUGUCUUGACGUACAUGACAUCGCACGAAGCUUAUAAAGGGAUACCAAUUGAUGCACUCGUGCUGAAAACAGUCUCCCUUGUGCUUAUAGCAUUAUCUGGAGUUGCCGGUAAUGGGUUCAUCAUUUACACAAUUGUCAAAGAAGGCAAUCUCCAUCGUCCUCCAUUUUAUUACCUGCUAAGCCUUUGUGUGUCAGACUUGUCCCGAGCGGUGUUUUGUGUUCCACUUGUGCUAAUGACGGUGCUGCAGGGGUCUGUGUGGAAAUAUGGAACCUCUGCCUGCAAACUCUUUGCCUUUGCCAACUCUUUCUUCAUCUACAGUUCAUCUGGAGCUAUAUUAGCGAUAUCGAUAGAUCGACAUUUCUCAAUUGUGUAUUCCAAAUUUUACAAACGGAGAUCCAGAGGGCUUGUCAACCUUAUUGUGGUUGUGGUUGGCUGGACAAUCGCUUUUGCAAUGUCCUUCCCGCCCGUGGUAGGAAUCGGCACAUACGUCUUCAUUCCGGAGGAAAGCCAGUGCACCUUUCAUCACAGAUACUACAAGUCCAACGAUACACUGGGAUUCAUGCUUGUGUUCUCUGUUAUUGUCUUCGUAUCUGUGUUCCUCUACUUGCGGGUGUUCUCCUUUCUGAGAUCUCACAGGAAGAUGCGCCCACUGGAGCACCAGCCUGCACGGAGUUCCAACUGGACAUUCUUCGGCCCCGGGGCAAAUGGACAAGCACUUGUUAACGUCAUGAAUGGAUUCGGUGCCAAUCCGGCGAUGAAUCCGCUACGGAUGCAGGUGCGUCCAAAUUUUGGCAGGGUUGUGAAUUUGCAUAUUGUGAAAAAUGAACACCUUACGAGGUUAUUUUUUGUUGUAACCUGUUCGUUCAGCUCGCUGUGGUUUCCUUAUAUUGUGCUUGCGUUUUGGCGAAUGUUUGGUGACACUGGAACGAUUGGAUCUGUGUUCGUGACCAUUGCUGCUUGGCUAACAUACACCCAGGUGGCGCUGUGCCCUCUUAUGUAUAUUGUGUCCCGUGGACCAAUCAGGAAGCAUUCUCGGACAGUACUUGAUGCAAAUGACAAGAAGGAGUUUCUUUUAGAAACAAGGAACCGGAAAUGAACGAAUCAUUCGUUCUGUGAUAGAACAAUAAACAUUAUAUUCUAUUUAUCUAUUUAUUGAGUAUUUAUCUUAUAAACGCAUUCUUGUAUGAAGACAUUGAUGAGAAUGUAUGCGUAUGUCAUCCAUGAAAAGCGAUAAAUACUACUUCAGUGUAAGACCUUUCAUAACCUCACGAGACAAAAUUAAUUCUAAAAGGAUUUAUAUUUAUAUAUAUAUAUAUAUCUUCGAAAAGAGUUUCAAUCGCUACCACAUGUUGAGAACUAAAACUAGCAAGGUUAGAAGGGAGCAUGUCAUAAUUCUCCAGGUCCCUAUUUGACUUAUAUCUAUUAUAUAGAUAAAAUAAAUUACUUUUCUAUUCCUUAAUGAUACAAAGUAAACGUUUCCAUGGUUUCUCAACUAUCAUGAUAUUGUUUGACAAACGAAAGUCAUUCAUGACAACCAAUUUGGACGUCACAUCUGCUCAACGGAAAUAUCCAAUAACCCUUUUGAGAUGACUAAAUCACGAAAACAUUAUUAGUGAACUCUCUAUUGAACUCAGCCAAGGAUCAAAUUUACUUCCACACUGUGUUUUUGUUCUUUAAAUGUCGCUUUCUUACAGCUUACGAUACAUUGUGGUUACAUUGUCCUUCUGUAAAUUUUAGUGUUUACGCUUUUGGUAAUCCUGGAGAAAGCCAAUAUCUAAAUGUAGAAUUCAGCGUGCCAAACACUGUAAGCUAUAGAAGGUGUUCCAUGGUGUCGAGAGUAUGGAUGUGACGGUGUGUGUUGCAUGUCGUGUGUAAGGAAGACUUCUGUAAAUCUUAAUCUAUGAUGUGAUUUUCGUCAAAUGAUCGUGAAAUUUUUAAAUAUAAAUCAUGAAAACUGUAUGUCACUGAAUUAAACCCUUUGAUUCUGUGAA
This is a messenger RNA of Haliotis rubra (blacklip abalone), 5682 nucleotides long. RefSeq names its product probable G protein-coupled receptor 85. NCBI's taxonomy places the organism in Eukaryota, Metazoa, Mollusca, Gastropoda, Lepetellida, Haliotidae. The transcript has 2 exons. Gene Ontology annotation, molecular function: G protein-coupled receptor activity. Gene Ontology annotation, biological process: G protein-coupled receptor signaling pathway. Gene Ontology annotation, cellular component: plasma membrane. The record is from RefSeq and is a predicted model, not a curated record. The coding region runs from base 3297 to 4787 and encodes 496 amino acids.